AUUUUACAAACAUGCAAGGGAAAUAAUAGUCUUCCUGUUGUAUCUGAGCAUAUUAGAUUUGGUAUAGAAAUAUAAUUGAUCAUGAUCAUCUAGAUCUAGAUCUAAAUAUUGCUAGACACUAGAUCUAGAUAUAGAAUAUAGACAUAAUAGAUCUACCCGAAUCUACCGAUUUUGGACACUUUAGAUCUAGACUCUAACUCUAGGCUAGAUUAGAUAUAAAACUAAAAAGGAUCUAUAGAUAUAUAUAGAUCUAUCUAUAAAAUUCUAGACCUAGGCUAGAUCUAUCUAUAGUCUAGUAUAGUUCUAUAGUUAGUACUAUAACUAUAUAAUUAAUAUAAUACUAUAGAUAGGUCACACCGUGAAAUAGGUGAGAAUGAGAAUGCUGCACACUGCAUGCAAUCAUAUUAUUAUCAUUUGAAUCAUUCAAUUCAUUCAUCAGUAUUAUAAAAUGGAUUAUGCUGGUGACUUUUCACAGUCUAAGGAUGACAAGUCUCAUGAAGUGGACAUAGCUAUCAGUUGUCCUUUGAAUUCAGAGAAUAGUUCUCAUUCAUUGGCACUUAAAGGACAUUCUGUUUCCAGAGAAACUCACUUUCCAAGUGGUAUCAUUCACCAGGAUGAAGAUGACCAAGUAUCUGACAUGUGUUUAGGUCCUAGACAAGUGACUAAAGUCAUAAAAUGGGUUCUGGUACCGGUACCUGUAUCUGAAAAUGUGCUGACUAAAAAACAUGCUCCAGAUCAGCAUGAAGACUUUCAAAAGGGCAAUAAAAAAAGAAAAAUUGUAGAGCCUGUGGAGACGCUUGAGGAGAGAUAUAAUAGAGAAAGCCUUCAACUGCUUGAGUGCUGCAAGUUGAAGUCACCUCGUGAUGCUAUCUGUAGAAACUUUGAGCCACAGAUAUUUUCUAAUGUUGAAAACCUUCAAGAGGAGAACAUCCCUCUAAGCUCUGGAACUUUUGGAGUUGUUUCUAGAGUAAAAGACCGGAAAACAGGCCACCAUUUCAUCAAGAAGAUGAUCAUAAGUAAAAAGAUUGAACUCAAUGAAAUCAAAGUUCCACUUUUGUUGCCACAUAAAAAUCUGUGUGCUGUCUAUGGGAUCUAUUUAAGUCUCUCCACUGCAUUCAUCAUUCUGGAAGAUGCAGGUUCAUCAGUUGUUCAGCUUUGCGGUAAUAAUCCAUUAUUUGCAAAAAGAUUGUCACAAGAUUUCACAAUUGAGAAACUCGUUCUUGACAUGUUCAAAGGACUUGAACAUCUUCACAGUCAUGGUUUGGUUCAUUGCGACUUAAAACCUGAAAAUGUUUGCUUGAAGAGCACCUCCACUGGCUUCACUCUAAAACUGAUAGACUUUGGCUCCUGUAAAGAGGAAAAUGAGGAAAGUCUUUCUGGGAUAACUCCUGAGUAUCUUCCACCUAGUGUGAACAUUGUAUUAUUUGAAAAUGAAGCCAAGAAACUGAAGCUGAAACCAAAGUUGUCUGGUAAAGAUGAUGUCUGGGCUGCAGGAAUGGUAACACUUUACAUGAACAAGGGAGAGCAUGCAGUCAUUAGACACUUCAUUAAUAAAGUCACCUACUCAGUACCACAAGAACGAACAUUGGUGAUGCAAAUGAUAUCGGAGCUGAAAGAUCCUCUACCAUCAUAUUUUACCACUGAGAGAUUUAUUUUGAAUCUAAUGUUCAAAUAUGUGCUAGUUGUUGAUCGAAAUUUUCGAUGGACUUCAUCUCAAGUUAGUGCUUUUCUCAAAGACCAGUUGAACAUACAUUACAAAAGAAAAUCUUUGAGACAGGAUGGUGCUAGCAGUACAGGAAUUAUACAGGUUACACCUCUCUCAGCUCAGGUUGACUACAUGCUAGAGAUGCCAACAGGACUGGAACUAUACAAUAGAAUAGCUGUGAAAAAAGACCAACUAAACCUGACUCAGAGAUUUAAUUGUCCUGUGCUUGUAAAGAAGGAAACUGAGCAAAACUUUUGGUUCAGCUCUAUAACCAAGAAAGCAUUGGUAAAGGCUGAACAAGAAACAAAAAGACAACAGGUGUCUGUUUAUCAAGAAUGUGAGGAAGAGAUGGAAUACCAGAACUUGGUGGAGUCAUUUUUGAAAACCUAAAAGUCCAGUCUUAGUCAUCGGACUUAGAAUGUCUCAAUAUCAAUGUCCUAUUAGUCCAGCAGGAUACUCUUAUGAGUAGAAUACCCAACAUCCAUAUGUAUUGAGCCGAAGUCAUAACAAUCAUGAACUGUACAAUGAAUCUAAUCUCAACCUUAUACUGAGGGUGAACAAGCAGUCCAGAGUUAAGAUUUGGAACUAGUCAGUCACUAAGCAGUCACUCUAUGGCAGCGGUUCUCAACCUUUUAUGCUCGGCGACCCCUUUUUACAAUCCCCCACUUAGCCGCGACACCCCCCCCCCUCCCCUUCCCGCACGCACACACAACACAGAAGAAUAGAUAAUAACAAUCCAUUUUUUCAAUGGUCUUUGGCAACCCCUGGCAAAUCGUCAAUCCACCCCCAAGGGGGUCAUGACCCACAGAUUGAGAACCCCUGCUCAAUGGGCAUGUUGAGAGCCAGUAGUUCUAUAUGUUGAAGAUAUGUGUUAAUAAUAAUUAUAAUCUCUAUUAUCCAUAAGGAAUUGUCUUACCAUUUGUGCAUUACACCAAAACAAAAAAUAUUGGAACUAGAGAAAACAAAAAUUUUGAUUUGUUGUCACCAUGUGGCUUAUUUUGUACCAAUCUCAGUUCUAUUUUAUUUGUUCAUCUAUUUGAAAGACAUAAACCAGUAUGUUUAUUAUGACUUUGGAUCACUCCUAUUGACUUCUGUUGUGAAUGACUACUCAUUGUUUUGAUUCGCGAGAAUGACCAGUGUGUAAGUGUAUACAGAGAAGGCAAGUAGCCUUGUAAGUGUAAGAUGAGGUCAUGUACUUAAGUACUGCUUGGUACAAUAUCAGAUAAUUUUUGCUGUUUGUAAAGAAUUUUCUUCUGCUAUAAGAGUGUUUUUUAUUGCUAAAAGAACUCCUCCAUGAUUAUCAGCCGUAUCUUUUCUAAAAAUUUCAUAAUUACUAUUGAAAAUUUCUGCGUUAUAAAUUUCAGGAUGUAGCCAAGUUUCUGUUCCUGCAAUUAUGUCUGGUUUCUCACAUUCUAAUAAAAUUUCUAAGUCUACUGUUUUGUUCCUAAUUCUUUGAAAAUUUAUUACUAAGGUUUUAAGGUAUUUUGUUAUUACUUCUUUAGUAGGUUUGUUUAGUGAGGCUGUUGUAUUAAUUUUAGUAGAUUUAGGUUUAACAGGAGUGGAUCUGGCUAGUGGUUGGUGAGUUUGGUUUGGGAUGGUGUUUAGGAUGUUGUAUGGGUUAAAAGUGUCCGCAUCAAAGGAAUCAAACAGUCCUCAUGUAAACUGAGGUAAAUUGCAUGGUACACAAUGCCAUGAUGCGUCUUUGUUGCCUAAGGCAUAAUACACAGGUGUAUUCAUAUGGAAACAUGAUGCAUGGUACCAUUCAUCGCAGGUGUCACAUUGAAUGGCUUUCUGUUUCAUGGUGCAUACUUUUUUGCAGAUGUUGCAUCUAUCUUUAGAUCUAGGCCCUGGAUUUGAUUCUACAUCUCCUGCUAUUAAUAUUAAUAGUGAUAGGUAUUUAUUUCUGCUGUGUCUGAUUGAGAACUUCCAUUUGUGAUGGGUAAUCUUCUUUAAUGUUAUGGAUGUGUAUGUUAGAUUAUUUUUGAAGUUGCAUUGAUCUAAAGUGUGAUGAUUGAUUAUGACUGUUGUUUCCUUUUUAAGUUUAGUGUUGACUGAGGUAUAUUAUUAUUAUAACAAAAAAGAAUUAAAGAAUAGUGGAAAAUAAAACCUUGUAAGGAAAAUCAGGGUAGUGUGACGUCAAUUAAAUUAAAGAGGUAAAGAAUCAAAAAGUGACAAUGUGUUGUCUUAAGCUUUAAUAGAAUAAAAUUAAUGUAAAGGAUAAGGAGUUCAAGUAUUAUAUAAGACUAAUAAAAUAUAUGCUUUAUUAUAGUUUA
Messenger RNA from Biomphalaria glabrata, 3978 nucleotides. RefSeq lists its product as uncharacterized. Gene Ontology annotation, molecular function: protein serine/threonine kinase activity; ATP binding. The coding region runs from base 449 to 2095 and encodes 548 amino acids. NCBI's taxonomy places the organism in Eukaryota, Metazoa, Mollusca, Gastropoda, Planorbidae. The record is from RefSeq and is a predicted model, not a curated record. Gene Ontology annotation, biological process: protein phosphorylation; mitotic DNA damage checkpoint signaling. The transcript has 14 exons. Gene Ontology annotation, cellular component: nucleus; cytoplasm.